GAAGCCGCCUCUUGAGACUCCCGACUGGCCGACUCACACUCGCUGUUAGAAAUUAGAAACAAAAAAUUAUCUCAGAGCUGAAUUUUCAAGCCAAAAUCUCUCGAUAAGCUUUCUACUACUCAACGAUUUGCUUAGAGUCACGAGCCAUGGCUACCUACCACCCAGAAUUCCGGACGACUGUUUUCAUCCUCCUCCUCUUCUUCACAGUGAACGCUUUUGCUUCAGCCGACUCGCUGUCGGAGCCCACCGUCUACGAUGUCCUAACUAACUACAGCCUGCCGAUCGGGCUCUUGCCGGACUGCGUGACCUCCUACACGCUCUCCGACGAGGGCUCCUUCGAGGUCUUCCUCGAGAAGGCCUGCUACGUGCAGUUCGAUUACUUGGUGUACUACGAGGAGAAGAUCACAGGGAAGCUGGGCAUCGGAUCCAUCACCGACUUGGACGGGAUUCAAGUGGAGAGAUUCUGGUUCUGGUUCGACGUGGACGAGAUUAGGGUUGACCUGCCGCCGUCCGAUAGUAUAUAUUUUCAGGUUGGGAUCAUCAACAAGCAACUCGAUGUGGAUCAGUUUCAGACCGUUCACACUUGCCAGGACAGCGCCUUGACUCUCUGUGGUGUUCCUCCGAGGAAAUUUCUUCAGCCCGCGGUGUAUGACUUGCCAAUGCUCCUUACAGAAUAGCGACUCCCCAGGUGCAGUAAGGGUGUUGGAUGGUGAUAUACUACUAAGCCAGGGUGCUGGACUCUUUUUUUCGUUUUCAGUCAAGGCAAAACUAGCCUUUGGUCUUUCCACAUUAUCUAGGGUAAAGACAAAAGUGUAAUAUAUAUAUAUAGCAAGAUACAAGUUAUAAAAUCCACCACCCAACACCCCGCUAGUUGGAUGACUUAAAAGCCUUUGAGAAUGAAUAUAUAUAUAAAUUAUAAUACAUAUGUAU
This is a messenger RNA of Ipomoea nil (Japanese morning glory), 930 nucleotides long. RefSeq lists its product as uncharacterized. Bases 147 to 677 code for a protein of 176 amino acids. Lineage: Eukaryota; Viridiplantae; Streptophyta; Magnoliopsida; Solanales; Convolvulaceae. The record is from RefSeq and is a predicted model, not a curated record. The transcript is spliced from 2 exons.